Catharus ustulatus (Swainson's thrush) is the source of this 1005-nucleotide messenger RNA. Its product is annotated as C-type lectin domain family 7 member A-like. The record is from RefSeq and is a predicted model, not a curated record. NCBI's taxonomy places the organism in Eukaryota, Metazoa, Chordata, Aves, Passeriformes, Turdidae. The coding region runs from base 1 to 1005 and encodes 334 amino acids. The transcript has 9 exons.
AUGGCAGAAAAUGUCAUGAACUCGUACUUGAACUUGCCUGAAUUAACCAGACCCGGAAUCCAGACGGUCCCUGAUGUCCAAGGUAAAAGCCAUUGCUCCAGAGCUCUGAGUUCCAGAGUUGCUGCACUGGCUGCUGUCCUGGCUGUGAUGAUCCUCGUAGUGCUCAUAGCCCUGUAUGUGACACUCAGGGCAGGCAGCCAACAGGACUCCACAGCAUUGAGCUCCCCCAGCCAAAAUGUCUCAGCACCACUGUCCCCCACCAUCCAAGAGGACUCAACAAAGUCACCCCCCAGCCAUGGAGAGGCUCCAGGAAAAAGCUGCUGUUCCACAACACGAGUUGCUGUCCUGGUUACUGAGAUAAUCCUGCUCCUCCUCACUGCUGUGUUUCAGAUGCUCCCAUGUAAAAGGCCUUGUUCCAGAGCACACAUUGCUGUGCUGGUUGUUGUCCUGGUUCUGGCUGUGCUGGCCCUCACUCUGUCUUGGACAGUCCCAGAUGGUCCAGUUGCAAACAGUCAACAGGAUUCAACAACGUGGUACCCCACCAGCAAACAGGACACAACACAAAUGACCCCCACCAGACAAGAGGGCUCAACAAAGUCACCACGCAGUCAGGGAGAGGCACCAGGCUGUCCCCCACCAUGGAAAAAACAUGGGAGAAAAUGCUACUUCUUUUCUCCAGAGAAGAGAAAGAAGGACUGGAAUUCCUCCCGUGCAGAAUGCGCUGCCAAGGGCUCAGACCUGGUGAUCAUUGAGAGCAGGGAAGAGCUGAAUUACCUUCACACACAAUCACGAUAUGAGUACUACUUACUUGGUCUCAGAUACUCGCCAGAGGAGCAGAAGUGGAAGUGGAUCAACAACGUGGAGCAUAACCCAGCCAUGUUCCCUAUACACAGAUAUUACAGCAACUGUGACUGCGUGACCAUUGGAUUUGGUAAUAUAGGAGCUGUACCUUGUAGUGGAACCCGAAUAACACAAAACAUGUGUGAAAAAACUGUAACAAUGUGA